GCCUUUUUUUCGUUUACCACACAUGACCCAGAACCCUAGAGAGUGAUAUGAGAGAAUUCAUCCUCGAUUUUGAAUACAUCGCCGAAGGAUUCUGUUGGUACUUUCUUCUUCUCUUUGACUUCUUUUCUGACCACUUCAUCGCAAUUUCUCUCUUCUUCUUUUCCCUAAUCACAGACUUCUCCUCUUUCCUCUUCUGUCUCAAUUUGAUUUCUUAAACAACAAAAGAUUACUCCUUUUAAGUUCCGUAUGGGUUCAAUCAAGAACACAGUUCACUUCUGUUGUGUCUCUAGAGACAAUCAGAUUCUCUACGCUUACAACGGCGGAGACAAAAGCAACGAGUCUCUGGCGGCUUUGUGUUUGGAAAAGACUCCGCCUUUACACAAUUGGUACUUCGAAUCCAUAGGUAAGAAGAGGUUUGGGUUUCUAAUCGGAGAUGGAUUUGUGUAUUUCGCCAUUGUUGAUGAGGUUUUAGGGAAAUUCAGCGUUCUUAAGUUUCUAGAGCAUCUGAGAGACGAAUUUAAGAAAGCUGCGAGGAAAAACUGUAGUGGAAGUUUCACUGCGAUGAUUGGUUCUAUCAAUGUUGAAGACCAGCUUGUUCCUGUUGUGUCUAAACUCGUAGAUGCUCUCGAGCGUGUUAGCAACAACGAUUCGAAGAGUCUAAGUGUUAAUCUUGUUGAACAGAGCGAAGCUGUGAGUAUUUCCACUAAAGCACCGCUCUUGGGGAGGUCAAACAAGCAAGAGAAAAAGAAAGGGAAAGAUCAUGUGAUCUCAAUCAGAGGCUUUGAGCUUGAAGAACACAAGAAAUACAAUGAUAGAGGGAACAGAACCGUGCUCAGUGAUGAUUUAUCUGCAGCAGCAGCAGAAACGUCGUUGCACAAGGAGUGUGUACCGAGUAGAGGACGUUUUGAAUGGAAGUGGCGGCGCCUAGUUCAGGUUGUUCUUGCUAUUGAUGCAGUUAUCUGUUUGAUUCUCUUUGGUAUUUGGUUGGCUAUUUGUCAUGGCAUCAAAUGUACACGCUCAUGAUCUACAAAUCUGAUUCGGAUUGUGUGCACAGUCGAAGUUGAAUUGGUUCUUAUGCAGCAUUGUUGUUAGUAUGUGUGAAGACUAUGAGGCUCAAGUUUUUAUUUAGCUUAUGUAGUGCUUUAUAGUUAAAAAAAAAUAUGUACAGAUAUGUACAGUUGGAACUAUGAUCUUUGUUAUGUGGUCUUUGUGCUUUCACGAUAUGGUAGUGUCCAUCUUUAUAUGAUUAAA
Molecule: messenger RNA, 1251 nt
Organism: Eutrema salsugineum
Lineage: Eukaryota; Viridiplantae; Streptophyta; Magnoliopsida; Brassicales; Brassicaceae
Product: phytolongin Phyl1.1
Exons: 1
Coding region: 247-1023 (258 amino acids)
Cellular component (GO): membrane
Source: RefSeq, a predicted model, not a curated record